Molecule: messenger RNA, 2689 nt
Organism: Cottoperca gobio
Lineage: Eukaryota; Metazoa; Chordata; Actinopteri; Perciformes; Bovichtidae
Product: CTD nuclear envelope phosphatase 1A
Exons: 8
Coding region: 702-1439 (245 amino acids)
Molecular function (GO): phosphatase activity
Source: RefSeq, a predicted model, not a curated record
ACACUCUCGCUCGUCCACGUCUGUUUAUUUUCCUUCCACGUGGACGUGCUGCGCGCAACCACAGGAUUCCUCGCGGAAGUGACGGCAAGGCGGCGAUGGCGGCUCGCAGUUUCAUUCCGGAUUUCCACUGGACUACAAACCGAUUUUAACCGGACCGGUUUGACUUUGUGGAACUUUUGUAAAGCCGUCUCUUUUCGGACGCCGCACAGAGUGAAGUCGCGUUGAACCUGGUGCCUGACAACGAGCGACCCCACAGCUUUUUUGGGGUAUUUUUGUCCAAGGUUCAAGGUGGUCACCCUGUCGAGCUAGCGGUAGCUUGGUGGCUACUAGCUAACCAUAGUUGGUACACAGCUAGCUCCGGAGCUAGCUUGCCAACGAGCUGCGUGCUAAGGUCCAUACAGCAGCAGUCGUCGUGCAGCACCUCUUCUAUUGACCACGUCCACGUUUGUAUUUCAAAGUAACGAUGCGAAUGCACUGUAAUUAAUGCUAAUUGUGCCACAAGUGUGCAGAGCGAGGUACUCACACGUUUGCUUGGCCUCAUGUUAAUUUGAAUUGGCUAGUUUGGCGGCUGUGGCUAAAGACGGAUUUUGACUAUCACUAGCAAGCAAUUUACCUCAGUAAUUAUCCCGACAACUUCGGACAACAGCGUGCUAUCAACUGAGAAUUAAAGUUACUGUGGGGGUCUUUGCGUGCUCGUCAACAUGCUGAAGACCCGGCAGUGUUUACUUGGCAUCCGCACUUUUCUCGGCGUAACGUCGAGAAUAUGGGGCUUCAUCAUGUACAUCCUCAGGAAGCACCUACGAACGAUAAUCCAGUAUCAGACGGUGCGAUACGACACUUUGCCUCUGUCACCUAUCUCCAGAAACAGACUCAAUGCUGUAAAGAGGAAGAUUCUGGUUCUGGACCUGGACGAGACGCUGAUCCACUCUCACCACGACGGGGUCCUCAGACCUACAGUUAGACCUGGCACGCCGCCAGACUUCAUCCUCAAAGUCGUCAUUGACAAGCACCCAGUCAGAUUCUUUGUACAUAAAAGGCCACAUGUUGACUUCUUUUUAGAAGUGGUGAGCCAGUGGUAUGAGCUGGUGGUUUUCACAGCUAGUAUGGAGAUAUAUGGCUCAGCAGUGGCAGACAAGCUGGACAACAACAGGAACAUCUUGAAACGCAGAUACUACAGACAGCAUUGUACAUUGGAUCUAGGUAGUUAUAUUAAAGACCUGUCUGUAGUACACGAUGACCUGUCCAGUAUUGUCAUCCUGGACAACUCGCCUGGUGCUUAUCGUAGCCAUCCAGACAAUGCAAUACCCAUCAAGUCCUGGUUCAGCGACCCUAGUGACACAGCACUUCUUAACUUGCUGCCUAUGCUGGAUGCACUAAGGUUCACUGCUGAUGUCCGCUCCGUCCUUAGUCGAAACCUCCACCAGCACCGACUCUGGUGAUUGGCUGAAUCAAGAGGGGUGGGGCUUGUUGACCAGCCUCUUCCUCUCUGCCGGCUUCCAUCCUGCCCUCCUGUUCCCACACAGACGACCCACCAGCCCUCUCUGAGCCUCGCUGAGCCUCUCAGACGUGUCCUGAGGAGAUGAGGGUUGGGGUGACCGCCUAACGCGGGAUGAACAGUACGGGAUCACCAGAGCCCAGAAACUACUGAGGAGGGUGGGGGGGGGGGCCAGCUUGUUUUUUUUUUUUUCUUGAUUCUUGAUUCUUUAUUUGUAUUUUUUUUUUUUCAAAACAAAACGGAGCCUCUCUGCCUUAUUGCUCCUGAUACUGACUGUGUGCGUAUGGAGGUGAGCUUGUGUACGUGAGUCGGAGUAUGCGUGCCGAGUUCGUUAGUCCUUUUUAAACUCUAUUGACAAUUGGGAGGGGGGGGGGGGGGAGGAGGAGGAUCAGCAAAGACAAUUCUACAUUAUUAUUUCUUCUUCUCCAUUAUCCUCAGACAUUGCACUUAAGCAGACAAUUUAUCAUUCUACUGUCUUAACCUCUCAGCGCGACGGAGCGGGGGAAAUAGAAAACCGCCCCUUUUUAGAUCAACCUCAUACUCUCGACGGUAAUUCAUUGAUUCCUGAGGUACGUUUAUUUUCCCUGAACAAGAAUGGAUCAACUGAAAGGGUGUAAUCGAUGGACUUCUGCUUGCAACAUACCAUCCACAGGCAUUUUUCUGGACAAAUAGCCAAGCAGCCUGAGAUUUUUUGUUUUCUUUUUCCCCCCCCCCCCAGCCAUAAACAUCACUCUUUCCCCAAAGCUCCUCACGGGACUCGGUGAUAAAGACUUGACUGAAAAGUUGUGAGGAAAAAAGAAUGGCUUGUCACGAUACGUGGACUGCCGUGCCGCCUUUCCAUAACUGAUUGUUUCUCUAUUAUAAUAUGUGAUAAUAUGACUUCUGCAUACCAUGACAUUUUGCUCUCCCCCUUUGCCAUCUGAUGCCAUCCGGAUUUCAUCUAAUAGGAAUUGCACUUCAUUAUUUUUUUUUUCCUCCUUUCUGUUUUUGUUGCAGUUGGUUUUGUAUUUGAUUCAAAUUUGCAGCCUUCCUCUUUCAGUUUUUACCCGCUCCGCUUACUGUAUGGGUUCAACUACUUGACCCUCCGUCUUUAAAUGCCUUCUGAACAAUGUCAGUCUUGUCAAGGCGCACACUGGCUUCUUAUUGGCUCUGUCUCCAGGUCUGUGUUACUAAUAAAACACUUGUCAGUAUCGA